Drosophila ficusphila is the source of this 3685-nucleotide messenger RNA. RefSeq names its product sphingosine kinase 1 (gene Sk1). The coding region runs from base 231 to 2168 and encodes 645 amino acids. NCBI's taxonomy places the organism in Eukaryota, Metazoa, Arthropoda, Insecta, Diptera, Drosophilidae. Gene Ontology annotation, biological process: sphingosine biosynthetic process. Gene Ontology annotation, cellular component: cytoplasm; membrane; intracellular membrane-bounded organelle. The transcript has 2 exons. The record is from RefSeq and is a predicted model, not a curated record.
UCAGAGUUUCAGUACGAAUUGUCGUGUCAAGCGCACAGGAAGCGAUCGCAACCCGGAUCGGAUUGGAUCGGAUCGGAUCGGAUCGUAGGCCCCAUAUGUACUGUAUAAAUCGCAGACUUUUCGGUUAACUAUACAACGUCGAUCGCAUGCGGACAAACAAUUAAAUACAAGGUCAACGAAGCGCUAAAAGCCAAAAGAAGAGCCACGGGCGAAGUAAAUAAGCCAUUGAAAUGACGGCCAACACAGCGACGUCGGAGGAGAAUCUGCUGGGGAAGAGCGGCCAGACCGAGGAACCCUCCACGCCCACCUCGGAUGGCGAAGUGGAAGUGGGCGGUGCGGCCGCGGAGCUGAGCGAGAUCUUCUUCGUGGACAACAGCCGGCGCAAGCAGAGCAUCCGCAUCCAGGUGAAGCUCUGUCCGGAGGGAGUUUACCUGCGCCGCGAAACGGACGAGGACGACCACAUCAACGAGCAGCUCAUCCGGAUCGACGACAUCAUCGGCUCCCGCUACGGACCGCGACUGAAGAAGCGGGCCAGAGGCGGUCUCAACUCCUGCCGCAAUCCCAAUGUGCCGGGCCAGGAGGCGGAACCCGAACCGGAUAGCGACAACAGCGCCUACUUGUACAUCUAUGCCUAUCUGAAGAAGGAGAAACCCUUGCGCCGGGUGCAGACCCUCCGGAUUCUCCGCUUCCGCUCGAGCAACGAUUACGGUGUCAAUCUGCAGACCGCGGAGCUCUGGCACCACACGAUCCGCAGGCACAAGCAAGGCAGUGGCAGCACCUCCCCCGGCAACACAGGGAAGCAGCUGCUCAUCCUGCUGAACCCCAAGUCCGGAUCCGGGAAAGGCCGCGAGCUGUUCCAGAAGCAGGUGGCCCCGCUGCUGACGGAGGCGGAGACCCAGUACGACCUGCAGAUCACCACACAUCCCCAGUACGCCAAGGAGUUCGUGCGCACCCGGAAGGACCUGCUGGACCGCUACGCGGGCAUCGUGGUGGCCUCCGGCGACGGCCUCUUCUACGAGGUGCUCAACGGCAUCAUGGAGCGAAUGGACUGGCGGCGGGUGUGCCGCCAGCUGCCGCUCGGCAUCAUUCCCUGCGGAUCGGGCAACGGGCUGGCCAAGAGUGUGGCCCACCACUGCAACGAACCGUACGAACCGAAGCCCAUCCUCCACGCCACCCUGACCUGCAUCGCCGGCAAGAGCACACCGAUGGACGUGGUCAGGGUGGAGCUGGCGCCCCGGGACAAGCACUUUGUGAUGUACUCCUUCCUCUCGGUGGGAUGGGGUCUGAUCGCCGACAUCGACAUCGAAAGCGAGCGACUGCGCUCCAUUGGAGCACAAAGGUUCACACUCUGGGCCAUCAAAAGGCUGAUUACCCUGAGGACCUACAAGGGUCGAGUGUCCUACCUGCUGCCCGUAAGCAACGGCAAGGAUGAGGAGCCGCCCGUUGAGGCGGCCAAGGAGGCCAAGGAGGCCAGGGAGAGUUCAGCGGAGGAGCGACGACCCUCGUCAAUGCCAAUGAACACUGGUGAAUUUCGGGACUUGCCCGAGGAAGACGAGGACCUCGAUGCGGACCAGUUUGCGGAUGCCAUUUCCCUGGACAGAUCGGUGUACCGCCAGCAUGCGGACAGCUGGCACUCGGCCAUGUCCCGCAGGACGGCCUACUACUCGCUGGGAGGACCCAGUCUCCACUCGAAUCGCAGUCGGAUGAGCGUGAGCCAGCGGAUCGAGGCGGCCAACGCGGAGUUCGCCGAGAAGGUGCCCACGGGCACGAUUCCGGGACUGCAGGUGCCGCUGGCGGGCACCGAGGGAUGGGUCUGCGAGGAGGGGGACUUCGUUAUGGUCCACGCCGCCUACACCACGCACCUCUCCUCCGACGUCUUCUUCGCCCCGGAGUCGCGACUGGACGACGGACUCAUCUACCUGGUGAUCAUCCGGAGCGGCGUGAGUCGCCAUCAGCUGCUCAACUUCAUGCUGAGCCUGAACACGGGCACCCAUCUGCCCGUCGGCGAGGAUCCCUUCAUCAAGGUGGUCGCCUGCCGGGCGUUCCGCAUCGAGCCGAGCAGCUCCGACGGCAUCCUCGUGGUCGAUGGCGAACGGGUGGAGUACGGACCCAUCCAGGCGGAGGUUAUGCCGGGCCUGAUAAACGUGAUGACCACCAGUGGCCAGUAGAAGUGAUCGUGUAUGCAAUACACCCUGUACUUUCAGACAAAACAUCUGCUUCACAACGAGCUGCAUUCAGUGAAUGAUCAGUUUGUCAAGUGUUUAACCAUAGACAAUAUUAUUUUAUAAGCCUUUUUGUUUGACGAAUUAAAGAAUAGUGUUACAAGACCCUAAAAGAAGUUGUAACCCAAUGACUACUAAGUUAGGUGGCCGAAACUAUAAAUUGUUUGCAUUCAGUGAAUGUCCAGGUCUACAUUCAAAAGCUGCUCAAGAUCAAGAUAUAUUGUAAAUAUAAACUGAAUUAGUCUCCAUGGAAAGGUGUCUAUUGUGUUUAAGAGUUCGUGGACGAAAAAAUCGUACAAGAGAAAAAGAUUUUAUAAUAAGCAAAUGUUAAUUUCAUUUACAUUUGAUAUUAUUAACGAAAAUAUUGUGCAUAAGCCACCAACUAUUACAACUAUUUAGACUAAGAAAUCUAUUUUAUUAUAUAUUUAAUUAUAUAGAAUUUUAGGUAAUCUGGUUUUCUGACAUUAUUAUAGAGUGAAAUAAGAAAACAUUCUGUUACGCCUAUUAAAAAUAUUGGGUUAACCCAUUCUCAUAGGUUUGAAAGGCAAUCUAUGUAUAAUGUUUCCAUCCAUCCUUGUAUCAAAAGUUCACAUUAAGCACUUAAGUAGUCGGUUAAUAUGGUUUCUAUACAGUUUUUUUCUUCUAAUCGGUCGAUAGUGUUAAAUAUUUUUAGACUUAUACGUAGAAGAAUAAAACAAAUAAACGGAAUAUAAAAAUCCAAAGAUUACGGUGCUCAAAGUGCUAACGGUAUUCUGUUGCCGUGGAAACGAAUAUUUUUCAAGCGAAAUGAAGCUUUGCAAAUCCACAAACAUACAAUAAACGAGUCGAAUUCGCCUCGCCGUUCAUCCGGUUGCAUGCCGAUCUUUAUCGAUAUCAGCCCCCAAAGUGGGGCCUUGAGGGGCCUCCCAAGCACCUACACGAAGGCAAAUAGAAACGCACCUGGUCGAGGUUCAAGUGGGGACUUCAUAAUUGUGCUAAUACACACACCGAUUGACCAGAUUAACCCCUAAAAAACAGCUAGCAAGGGAUUUCGAUUACCCAACAAGAUGGAAAAUUAACACCUAAAAAGCACAUAUGUAUAUAGCGGACAUACAUGUAUAUACAUAAUUAAACAUCAAUUUAGCUUGCCAUAAUAACACAGCUUUUACAUAAUUUAUUACAGGCGAGAGUUAAACCUGAAAAAAAGUGUAAAAUAACAAUUUGUUUACAAAAAAUAACUAUCUUUCAAAUCCAGCAGUUACUAAGACUGUGAUCCACUAAUCAAAAGAGAUUUGCUGGAUAUACCUUUUAUUUAUAAUACUUCGGCACUUUUUUCCAGUAGAUUGUAAUUAACUAGCUUUUCUAUUUUAUUGGACACAUCAGUGGGGAUUAUCUUUGACAAGUUGAUCAAAUUAAACACAUUUAUAUAAAUGACAUUCGAGAAUGGAAAUAAAAUUGAAGAUUGGGCAAAGACUAAAAGGUAA